Magnolia sinica is the source of this 2968-nucleotide messenger RNA. Its product is annotated as G-type lectin S-receptor-like serine/threonine-protein kinase At2g19130. The record is from RefSeq and is a predicted model, not a curated record. The transcript has a single exon. NCBI's taxonomy places the organism in Eukaryota, Viridiplantae, Streptophyta, Magnoliopsida, Magnoliales, Magnoliaceae. Gene Ontology annotation, molecular function: ATP binding; protein serine/threonine kinase activity. Bases 431 to 2887 code for a protein of 818 amino acids. Gene Ontology annotation, biological process: recognition of pollen; protein phosphorylation.
GCAUCUUGAGAUCUAGAUCUGCCUCAUUUUUGGGCUCUACUGUAGAAUGACCUUAAAAAAUAAAAUAGAAGGCAUAGAUGAUAUAUGUAGAUCAUGUUCGAGCUCACGUAGCAACGUCCAGUAGGACAGUAUGAGCAUGUAAUCCACAUCAGUUUGAAAGUCGGCAAGUCGAGCACGUACUGGACGGUACUCAUCUCUUGUAGCGGCACAAUCCCGGUACCUCCCAGCGCCAUCGAGAACACGCAAUCCGCAUCCGACAAAAAACCAGAAAUUCGUUACGUAACAACGAAAUAACGCCUGCCAGAAAGAUAUUAAAUCACAAAAGUCAAUUUUCCUCGCCUCGGAGCUGAAAAACGGAAUUUAAAUCUAAGCAAAAUAUCUCUGCUUCUUGUUCAUAUACCUUGCCUCUGAGCUUUUCCUUCAUGCAGCGAUGGUUACCACAAGCAGGCCUUUCUUCUUUCUUCCUUUUUUUCUUAUUAUCCUCUUCUUCACUUUCAAGACCCAUGUCUCCAUGGCAGCUGACACCAUCUCUCUAGCCCAACCUCUAUCUGGAAACCUCACCAUAACCUCCAAAGAUGGCAACUUUGAAUUGGGUUUCUUCACACCAGGCCUCUCCCAAAACUACUAUAUUGGCAUCUGGUUCAAGAAAGUCUCCCAACAAACCGUCGUUUGGGUAGCCAACAGAGAAACACCCCUCCCUGAUGCUUCGUCGCAGCUAAAAAUAUCAGAACAAGAUGGAAAUCUAGUCCUCAUCAACCACACCAAAAUCCCAACUUGGUCAUGCAAUUCAACCUCUAAAACCUCAAAUCCCACUUUUGCAGUCCUUCUCGACACUGGAAAUCUUGUUCUGAGAGAAGUGUCGAAUUCCUCCUCCGUGAUUUGGCAAAGCUUUGAUUACCCAACUGAUACAUGGCUGCCUGGUAACCGGAUUGGAUUGAACAAGAUCACUGGACUACGCCAGCGCCUUAUUUCAUGGCGGAAUUCGGAGGAUCCCGCUCCCGGAGCCUUUUCUCUUCAGAUAGAAGAAGAUGGAACCAAUCAAUAUUUUAUGCUGCACAACAACUCUGAUAGAUACUGGAGUUCUGGCGUCUGGAACGGCUAUUACUUCAGCUUAAUCCCUGAAAUGACUUCAAGCUACAUCGGUCAGAGGAGUGGCCUGAGUGGCCUGAUCAAUAUGAGUUAUGUCACAAACAAAAAUGAGAACUACUUCACCUAUUCCUAUAAAGAUGCUUCCAUCAUCGUAAAAGCUGCGGUGAGCAUAUCAGGGCAGUUCCAGUCAUGGGUAUGGUCUAAGGACUCCGAGAAGUGGAAUUUGUUUACUUCAUUUCCGGGAGAUCAAUGCGAUGUUUAUGGUCUUUGUGGGUCUUAUGGUGUGUGUAAUGGAAGCAGCUCACCCUUCUGUACAUGUUUGCAAGGUUUCCACCCACUCUCUAAGAAAGAUUGGGAGUUGGGUGACCGGAGCAGCGGGUGUUUAAGGGAGACCAAUUUGCAAUGCAGUGAUAACAGAUCCAUUGGUGGAGAAAAAGACAUUUUUCUUAAGAUGCUCAACAUUCUAUUUCCUGUAAAUCCACAAUUCUUAGCAGUCCGGCGAGCUGAAGAAUGCGAACUAGCUUGCUUCAAUAACUGUUCUUGUACUUCUUAUGCCUAUAACAGUAGUGGGUGUUUUAUAUGGAAUGGUGAUCUGUUGAAUCUUCGACAACCAUCCCACACUGACGUUAAAGGAAGAGAUCUUUAUCUCCGUGUUGCGGCAUCUCGUAGAACUAGUAAGGGAGUGGCUGCUGGGGUUAUUGUAGGCAGUAGCAUUGGGAUGGUAGCAUUUUUUGUCAUUGUUUUGGUGAUAAUUUGGAGAUGCCGAAGGAAAUUACCAAAUCGUGCAUCAACAGAAGUUACUGGUUCUUUGGUUGCAUUCAGGUAUACAGAUUUACGAAGCGCAACCAAUGAUUUCGCAGAGAAGUUAGGAGGAGGAAGCUUCGGCUCUGUUUUCAAAGGGACUUUGCCUGAUUCUUCUGUUGUAGCUGUGAAGAAACUGGAAGGCCUAAGACAAGGGGAGAAGCAGUUCCGGUCGGAAGUGAGCACGAUUGGGAUGAUCCAACACGUUAAUCUGGUUCGCCUUCAUGGGUUCUGCUCUGAAGGGAGUAAAAGGUUGCUGGUUUAUGAUUUCAUGCCGAACGGGUCUUUAGAUUCUCUCCUGUUUGGGAAGAAAUCUGACAUCUUAGACUGGAAGACGCGGUAUCAAAUUGCACUUGGAACUGCCAAAGGAUUAGCUUAUCUCCAUGAAAAAUGCAGAGAAUGCAUAAUACAUUGCGACAUAAAGCCUGAAAACAUACUUUUGGAUGCUGCAUUUUGUCCCAAGGUGGCGGAUUUUGGCAUGGCGAAGCUUGUGGGCAGGGAUUUCAGCCGAGUACUUACAAGCAUGAGAGGAACCAUAGGGUAUCUUGCACCAGAAUGGCUUCACGGGGUAGCUAUUACAGCAAAAGCUGAUGUUUACAGCUACGGAAUGAUGAUUUUCGAACUUGUAUCAGGCAAUAGAAACACGAUGCAAUCUAAAAUUUCUGAGGCUGGGUAUUUCCCUGUUUGGGCAGCAGGCAAGAUCAAAGAAGGUGAUGUCCUCUGCUUAUUAGACCACAGAUUGGAGGGUAUUACUGACAUGGAAGAACUCAACAGAGCUUGCAGAGUUGCUUGUUGGUGUAUUCAAGAGAAUGAGGAGUCUCGACCGUCGAUGGGUCAGGUUGUUCAAAUUCUGGAGGGUGUUUUAGAGGUGAGCAUGCCACCGAUUCCAAGAUUUCUUCAAAAUCUUGUAGACAAUGAGGAGACGAUAACCUCUUACACUGUGAGCAGGACUAGAUUACCAGAUCAUACUGAUGGUUUAGUAAUCCAAUUAUCUUAAAAGGAAAAUGGUCAGCUUUCACAUUCAAUCGAUAGUACCAGAUGGUUUAGUAAUCUAAAUAAGUGUGGUUUCUUUUGGCUA